Molecule: messenger RNA, 1443 nt
Organism: Alternaria conjuncta
Lineage: Eukaryota; Fungi; Ascomycota; Dothideomycetes; Pleosporales; Pleosporaceae
Exons: 2
Coding region: 1-1443 (480 amino acids)
Source: RefSeq, a predicted model, not a curated record
AUGCAUCUCUCUAGCCAGUUUUUACGUUGCCUGGCCGUUGGCCUACUUCUCCGAGUCACCAUUGCCCAAGAUCCUAGCCCCGGCGGUGCCACCCAUCCCGGUCAGCCCGAGAACUGCAACGGAUGGCAUACUGUGGUCAAGGACGAGAAUUGCCAGAUCGUGGCCAGAGCCUACGGCAUCUCCAUGGAACAGUUCUUUGAGUGGAACCCCGCGGUUUCUUCCGAUUGUCUCAACAACUUUUGGGUCGACUCGGCUUACUGUGUGAGGCUGGGAAAGGACACUUCCAGACCUGCUACGUCCACUCUUCCUACCUUCACGUCUAAUUCCAACAUCCAAACUUCCUCCGCCUUGGAUAUCACGUCUCAGACAUCAUUCACAUCAACCCCCACGACGACGACCAACUCUUACAACUCGACAUACUCAGUCUUACACCCUGUUACCUCGUGGAACGUGUCGACCACAACUAUCGAUAAGGCGUGGCCGCCUACCAAGACGCUCUCGGGACAGAUAGAAAUCUGCAAUGCGUGGUCACGCGUCGUCCCUGGCGACACAUGUCAGCAAAUGCAGGUCAAAUUUGGCCUAAAGUCCAUCGACGAGUUUCUCAGCUGGAAUCCAUCGGUCAAGGAUGAUUGUGAGAUGCUCAUCGCCGAUUACUAUGUGUGUGUCGGCGUCCAGAGGCAGAUAGUAUGGGAGACGGCUCAGCCAGAAUUCACCGAGCCUCCUGAGCCGACCCAGUACACACGCGCCACAGUACCCCCGGCCGACUCGAGCUUUGCGCCAAUUCCAUCUCAUGGGCCUAUGCCUUCAAGCUGUAAAGUUUUCCACCAGGCCACAGCCGACCAAAAUUGCAAUGACAUUGUCACGCAGUACGGUUACUUCUCACAAGAGCAGUUCUUGUCUUGGAACCCAGCCCUGGGAGGCAAUUGCCUGGGCCUUUGGCUCGAUACUUGGUAUUGCGUCGGCGCCUAUGCGGAUGACGAUCGCCCGCUGCCCGCACAUCAAACGGCUAAACCGACCGAGGGCAACAUUCCUCUGGGGUACCCCAACGACUGCGCGAGAUGGUAUAAGACAACCUUCGAUGACACAUGCGACCUCAUCGCUCUCAUGUUUGGCAGUUUCAGUAAGGCCGAGUUCGCGAAGUGGAACCCGACCGUUUUCGGGGAUUGCAGCGGUAUCGUUAUAGACGCAUGGUACUGUAUAGGUCGCCCAGACACAGCGACAACACGGACUCCAGGCGCGCCAUCGCCGACGCAAAUAACAGAGUCCACGCAACCUACUGCGUCGACACAGCCGAUAUCCACUACGACGAAGCCGGCGCAGCCAGUGCAGACACCAUCGCCUAUCCGCGAAGGCAUGGUGCAGAACUGUGUGCGCUUCCACCUCCAGCAGCCAGACGAGUUCUGCUGGGCGAUGGCGUCUGGUGCCGACAUAUCCUUGGAGUGA